AUAAAAUCUAAUUGAGUAUAGAAAUUAGCUACAUCUAAAAUAAUCUCGUGUUAUUCGUUAACAGCUAAAGAGGGCAAGCUCACUGUAGCAAUAAAGUGCAGCGAAAGUAUUUGUGUCCGCCAAAUGAUAAUCUGUAUCAACAGAGGCAAGUACUUAUGCAACCAGCGGGUCUGCGGCACCAUUUGCCGUCUCCAGCCUCAGUAGGUAGUAGACAUUCCAAGCAAAGACCCGCAAAACCAAAAAAAGUGCCACUUUGGAACCUGUGAACAACUGUGAUAUUAUUUUUAGUGAAUCAAAAUGCAGUCGUAUGUUUUAUUAUUAUUGUUUUUAUCAAUUGGAUUUUUGAAAUCGGGUGAAUGUCAGUCAUUACAAUGCCCUAAAGUUCGAACAACUAGUGGUUGGCUAGAUCUGUUUCCUAUUCCGUGUAGAAAAAGUACUGAAUGCACCGUAAUGGGAACACAACAUCUUUGCUGCAAAGGAUUCUGCACAAGGGGAGUAAAAGCGGCAGCCUUACGAACCACCGAGGCGAGUAACGUAGUCGAGCCCAGUAGUACAAGCACAAGCACAAGCACUAGCACAACCACUAGUACGACUACCACAACAACCACUACCACUACAACUACAACAACUCCGAGUACCACCAGCUCGACAACUACGACUACCACAACUACACCGAAGCCGACCACAACGACAACUACGGAGCCACCGCGACCAUUCCUGCAACUGCUGCCCAUACAAACAACACCGAAAGCUGCUCCAGCUAAAAUAGGAAAGACACAAAAAUUAGUAUGUCCGAAGAACCCGACUUCGAUUCUGUUCCCAAUUCCCUGCGAAAAGAACUCACACUGUCGUGCUAGCAGUGGGCCCGGGCAAGUUUGCUGUCAAGGACAGUGUGUGAAAGGUGUUCCAGCUCCGCGACCUACUGUAUCGGAACAAUCACAUCAACCUAUUCUUGGUGUGAUCCCUCGUGAAUGUCCUGCGACACCGCUCGGUGAGCUACUUUUUGAGGUACAAACUUGCAAGACUGAUGCGGAUUGUUGGCCGCGCGUAUGCUGCCCGGACGGCACGCGCUCCUACUGUCGUACCGCACGCGCUCGCCUCGACCUCGUGCCCGUCGCUAAUAGAAUUGAAGCCCCGGUGCGUAUGUUGGAGUCAUACUUACAAUGUACGCCACCACCACAAAACGAUUCGUUCCCGCAACGCUGCAGUUCGAGCGUUGAUUGCUUCCCUAACUUAUGCUGCGCUGAAGGCGGCAAAAGGCAUUGUCGACCCCCACAAAGAAGUCUCUUUGCGCUACUUGUUGGCGCUGCUGCGAGAUUGGGCUGAGGCUUGUGCAUUCUACAGUAAAAGACCUAAUUAUAGAUUGUAAAUAGUUUUUAUGUAUUUAGUAAUAAAAAGGCCUCUUUUU
Vanessa atalanta (red admiral) is the source of this 1408-nucleotide messenger RNA. Its product is annotated as salivary glue protein Sgs-3. NCBI's taxonomy places the organism in Eukaryota, Metazoa, Arthropoda, Insecta, Lepidoptera, Nymphalidae. Bases 298 to 1326 code for a protein of 342 amino acids. The record is from RefSeq and is a predicted model, not a curated record. The transcript has 7 exons.